CAGAAAACACCCUGACUCACUCAUCUUUUCCCAUAACGUCCUCGAAUGGGGCUGGCAGCGCUCAAUCCAGCACCACCAUUUUGAAAGAACGGGUGUCACAGUUUUUGAUACCAUCAGGUGACAGAACCAAGCUAGUUAUCUCCCCUGCUGGCAUCCAACAUUUGCAGUUGCUGCUCCGAAAACAAGGAAUGUCAGAGGGCUAUUUUGUCAUAACAUCACCAAGAGCCCCGGUUACUGCCUAUUCUAAAUGUGACUCUGUGACUACUGUGAACACUGCUUUCAGUGAAUCCCUACCUAAAAAUCAACAAUUGAAUGACGGCAUGAACGAUACAUCUUUAUUCCAAAAGCCAAAAUCAAAUGAUGCCAGACCAUGCAAUUCUGAUAAGAACUCCACUCUGACGUCUUUACUUGCAGCAAGCACAUUUAAGACAGAAUGGGUAAAGAAUGAAAUUAGAGAAAAGG
Messenger RNA from Lymnaea stagnalis (great pond snail), 462 nucleotides. NCBI's taxonomy places the organism in Eukaryota, Metazoa, Mollusca, Gastropoda, Lymnaeidae. The record is from the annotation of a GenBank genome assembly.